This is a messenger RNA of Dipodomys ordii (Ord's kangaroo rat), 3672 nucleotides long. RefSeq names its product GPRIN family member 3 (gene Gprin3). The record is from RefSeq and is a predicted model, not a curated record. Gene Ontology annotation, cellular component: plasma membrane. The transcript is spliced from 2 exons. Lineage: Eukaryota; Metazoa; Chordata; Mammalia; Rodentia; Heteromyidae. The coding region runs from base 114 to 2474 and encodes 786 amino acids. Gene Ontology annotation, biological process: neuron projection development.
GAAACCUACCAGCUUUUCUUAGCUAGUGCUUGUGUUCACUCUGAGCUCACACGGCUGCCCAGUGGAGACACCCUUGGAGGGAGUGAUCGGACGUGUCCUAGGAGAGGAAUUCGAUGGGGACUGUUCCCGACUCUCUGAGAUCCACUAAAACCACCCUGAUUGCAUCUGCUGGGAAAGAAGGGACUGGAGGAGAAUUACAAGCCGUCCCCUCUCCGCAGGAUGAGAAUGCCAAUGGCCUUGCUGGAGCUCCAGCAACACCACACCUCAGCCUGGGCUCAGCCCCCGAGGUCCUGAUGCAAACCUGUGAGCAUGACACCCCUCAGCCAGACAUGUCUUCUGGUUUGUUCAACCAGCUGGAGAAAGCAUGUCUCACCUGCAACUCUCCCAGUGACCCCCAGCUACCAGGAAGCAGCAAGCCCACCACCCCAUCCCCAACAUCUACAGUAGGAAAAGAUUUGGGGCACUCAACCUCCACAAUGCCAGCCAAUCAGCACACGGGCCAGGCCAUCCUAGGUGAUCAGCCCAAUGCCACUGGCUCACUGGUCCCUAAAGAUGCCUCCAUGAAAUCCCAGAGCACCACCACGGAGCAACCGGAGAACAACAGUGCAACACCGCCACCAAGCAACAGAGAGCCAGCUGAGAACUCAAGUCUCCCUACUGGCGACACCUGUGGCAACAACAAAGAGAUCGCAUCUUGUGAUUUUCCUUCUCCAGAUAAACUCCAGGAAAGGGUACACACUCCGCAUGCACCGGCCCAGGUGUGGAGUCAUUCAUCCUCUCCCACAGGUGCACGGGAAGGGGCAAGGCAGGUCUCUGGUUCCAUGAAGACACCCUGUAACCCUGCAACAAGAGAGGGCGAAGUUACAGAGACCAGAAAGCCCUCUGCCACCCUCUCUGAGAGCCAAGGCUUCACAGCUGAGACACCUCCACUGUCGCAGCUCACUAGCGAAGAUUCGCCAUGUCCUCAGGAUUCUAAGACUGAGCCCACCCAGCAUCGAGUGUCCAAGUUCAGAGAAGCCAGUACGAUGACCACCCAAGCUGAUCCUGAGCCCAGGGAAGUCCCCGGCAGGGCUCAGCAAGAUGCUGAGGUUCAGGCCGUGGCCCUGGUGGAGAGCAGGUCGGUCUCUACCAGCCCCAGCAUCCUCACCGCCUUCUUAAAGGAGAUCCCUGCCCUGGAGCAUCUGGAAGCACAGGAGCAGCUGAGUGUCAUCUGCCACGGCCCUGGCGGUGGCAGCCACGUGUUGGAGCUCUGUCACAGCACCCUGGGCCCCCAGGUGCCGCCGGGACCCUGCCCUGCCAUCGAGCCACCGCUGCCCACCCAUGCCAAACCCGCAGCUGCUUCUGCAGGUUUCCAAGGAAACCACAACCCAGCGAGCCCAGCAGGGGACAUCUUCAAAACCCCAUCCAUCAGCGUGGCCUCCAGUCCGACUCAGGAUGGGUGUAAUCAAGAAGAGGGACGAUCAGCGGGCAUCACUCCAGCGGGGCAAGACCGAACCUCCACGCCGCUAGUGGGGACUCAUUCCGGCUCUCAGAAAGCUAGCCUGGUCAACCAGAUGUCCCUUGGUGCCAACGCCCAAGAUGGACUCAAUCAGGGACCAGACACCUGUGAAGCCCAGGAAUCUGCAUUUGGAAUGAAAACCACAAAUGACCACAAAACAGAACCGCCUGGUCAACCAUCCAUCUCCUGUAGUCCCCCCGCCAGCAGAGAUGGCCAGGCAGGGAGCUUGGACACCAUCCUGAAAGGAGGUGCAAAGGAAGGGACCCCGGCCACACUGCAGAUAGGAAGAGAACAAGAGUCUGCAGACAUGAAUACUCCAGAGGCCAAACCCUUACUGCUCACUCCUCAACCUCAAGAGAAUGCAGGCCCAGGGUCCACGGCUAAUAAGAAAGAACCCUCCCCAAUAAGGAAGACCCAAGAAAACAUAUCAGAAGACCCCAGACAGGCCAGGCCAGCCGCCAGCCUGAGCCUACCCCCCGACUCCCUGGGGGACUCCAGCCCAGGGUCUGGCAAAAGGACCCCUUCUCGGUCAGUGAAGGCCAGUCCCCGCAGGGGCAGCCGGGUCAGUGAGUUCCUCAAGGAGCUGAGUGUGACCGCAGCGGCCGCUCAGGUAGGGCUCACCCCGGGAGAGAAGAAAAAGCAGCUGAGCCUGGACUCCAAGGUCCAGCUGAAGCAGUCCAAGCGUGUGAAGGACGUGGUGUGGGAUGAGCAGGGCAUGACCUGGGAGGUGUACGGUGCUUCUCUGGACCCAGAGUCCCUGGGAAUCGCCAUCCAGAACCAUUUACAAAGGCAGAUUAAGGAACACGAGAAAUUAAUCAAAACACAAAGUGACCAGACCCGGAGAUCCAUUUCCUCUGAUACUUCUUCAAAUAAAAAGCUCAAGGGAAGGCAGCAUAAUAUCUUCCGGUCCAUGCUGCAGAAUUUUCGUCGCCCCAACUGCUGUGUUCGCCCAGCCCCUUCUUCUGUGCUGGACUAAAAGCAGCGGUGGGGGGAUGGAGAGAGGACAGGGGGAUUCAUGCAUACAUUUAUGGUAUUCUUACAUGUGUCUGUCAAAGCUGACUUCGUUUUACUUUUCCUGAGGAAACAGGAGAAUGAAGCAAGUGUGACCUAUAGGAAAAUUCUAUUAAAAACUGUUGGAUCCCUUGACUUAAGUGCCAUACCAAAAAAUAAUAAUAAUAAUAAAAAUUAAAAAUUCAUUUCCACUUGAAAGCAAGAACACAAGGGACAAUCUUCCCUGAAGGUUUUGCAGUCUUGAUGGAGUAGAAAUAAUAUCUGCCUGGGUUUUUAAAUGUGAUUUUUUUUGCAUCUAAGAAUAACAUGACCAAUAUACACGUAUCCUUUUGUAUUACUGCCUCUAUUUAUCAUGUAAUAGUAUUUCCAUUAAAGUCUCUGCUUUAUAUUGGGGGGAGGGAAUAACACUCUUAGCAAAAGCACUGUUAUGAUUUCCAGCCCUUUUGAAAUAAGAAUGUUGUUACCACAGAAAAUUUAAGUAGAGAAUAAGAGUCACAAUGCAAAAUAUUGAAACAAAUUGAGCCCAUUCCUAAGCGAUAUAAUCUUGAAUGACAGCACUUAAAAUUUGUAUAUAACACAUAUCAAUUAGCAUUUGUUAACAUCUGAAAGAAGUGCUUUUUAUAUAAACCUUGGUAUAGCUCUGAAUAAACACAAGAAGGUUGAAUUAGGAAAAUUAGCCAAGCUUUCAAAUAUGAAUAACAUCUAUAUCAAAUACAGAUUUAUACAUAUACAUCUUUUCUCUGUGAUUCUAGUCAAAUUAAAUUCAUAUUUUCUUACCCUUGAGAAAAGAUAUGAAACUGGGUUCCUAAAAAGUCAUCGAAUUACAGAUUAUUAUUGGUAUAUUUUAUGUUACACAGGUGUGGAGUAAUAUUCUCCUGAAACCAGUUACUAAGGUCCUGGUAAGGAAUUACACCUAGCACAUUACCAAAUACUUGUUUUGUUGUGUAUCCCCACCCCCCCAUACUGCUCAAAGGAAACUUUCAUGAGUAACAAACACAGUAUAUUUAAUCUUGCUGUAAACCACAAAAAAAUUGUGUUCAUCUUUUGAUUUAGUUUACUAGCAUUUGAUAGCAAAUCUGGACAGCACCAAAUUGAACACAUGAAUUUCUUCCUUAUGUGUAGACUCAUUGCUAACAUUUAGGAUCUGGAGCAAAAAAAAAAAA